Molecule: messenger RNA, 2095 nt
Organism: Argiope bruennichi
Lineage: Eukaryota; Metazoa; Arthropoda; Arachnida; Araneae; Araneidae
Product: tropomyosin-like
Exons: 10
Coding region: 356-1210 (284 amino acids)
Biological process (GO): muscle contraction; actin filament organization
Cellular component (GO): actin filament
Molecular function (GO): actin filament binding
Source: RefSeq, a predicted model, not a curated record
GAGUUGAAAUUUGACCCUGGCUUUUGAGUGUUUUCAUUUUGCACAUGUAUGUGUGUGGAAGUAUUCUGCCCAACCAAUAGCAAACGCGAGUGCGGUUUUAAAUGUUUCUCCCUUGUUUCUCAGCUGUUCUAUCAUUCCCACUGACAUACAUAACGUGGCUCUCGGCUUGAAGAGGCAGACGAUAUUUUUCGCCCUGUUUGAAUAUUUUGAAUUGAGUUGAUAUCGAAUAACUGGGACCGUGUCUAGCAGUGAUUCUUGUUUCGAAUUAAAUUCUGCGUUUCGUUUUCGGAUUUUGUUUCGAUUUUUUUUCCGGUUUUGAUUAUUUUUGUAUCGUAGUUGAAUUUGUUUUACAAAAAUGGAGGCAAUUAAAAAGAAAAUGCAAGCUAUGAAGUUAGAGAAAGAAAAUGCCGUGGAUAGAGCUGAAGAAGCUGAACAAGCAGCUAGGGAAGCAAAUCUCCGAGCAGAAAAGGCAGAGGAUGAGAUUCGACAGUUGCAGAAGAUGAUACAGAGCCUCGAAAAUGACCUGGACCGAGUACAAGCUGAUCUGACGCAGUCCAACGUAAUUCUGGAGGAAAAGGACAAAAUGUUACAUGCUUCUGAAAGUGAAGUAGCUGCUCUCAAUAGGCGAAUUCAAUUGUUGGAAGAAGAUUUAGAACGUUCUGAAGAAAGAUUAAAAAUUGCCACUCAGAAAUUAGAAGAAGCUUCCCAAGCUGCCGAUGAAAGUGAACGUAUUCGUAAAGCAUUGGAAAAUCGUACAAAUAUGGAAGACGAUAGAAUAUCUCUCCUUGAAACUCAAUUAGGUCAAGCCAGAUUAAUUGCCGAGGAAUCUGACAAAAAAUAUGAGGAGAUGGCUCGUCGAAUUGCAAUGCUAGAAGCAGAUUUGGAACGUGCAGAAGAAAGGGCAUCUUUAGGUGAAAGCAAAAUAGUGGACUUAGAAGAAGAAUUGCGUGUUGUGGGCAAUAAUAUGAAAUCCCUUGAAGUAUGCGAAGAGAAGGCUUUACAGAAAGAAGAAGCAUAUGAUUCAACUAUUCGUCAACUGACACAAAGGCUGCAAGAGGCUGAAGCUAGAGCUGAAUAUGCUGAAAGAUCAGUACAAAAACUUCAAAAAGAAGUGGAUAGACUUGAAGAUGAAAUUUUGAUGGAGCGUGAGAAGAAUCAUCUUUUGCAGGAAGAGGUUGAAAGUACACUCAAGGACAUCCAAUCGAUGUGAGCUUUCAUUUGUACAUGGUGCUAGAUGAUCCUGAUUGUGCGUCAAAUCUUGUAAGCUGCCUCCCUUCUCUGGUGACCAGUUUUGUGGAGCUUACUGGAUGUUCAAUUGCCAACAAAUGUUUCUGCCUUUCUUUCUACAAAAAAAACAAUAAAAUGUUACUCCUCUUCCUUUUCCUUCUCUUCUUUUUCUUAAGAUUUUAAAAAUCCCCCCCACAGAUUCAUCGCUUAGUUUUUGUGAUAUUUUACUCUUUUCUCUCCUAUGUAUGUUUUGUAACCAUCUUUUCAAUUGCUAUUAACCCUCAUGUUUUGUAUUGUGAAAUGGAUUGACAACCAUUUUUUAAUAUUUUAUAUAUAUAGUUGCUUUUUUUAUUAUAUCACUGAUUGAUUGAAGCGAAGUGGAGUUGCAGAGCCUUUUUUGUAAUUUUGUUGCAUUCUGUGGCCAGAGGUGGUCGAUAAAAAAAAAACUUAAUGUAAGUAAAAAAAAAAAAAGUUAUCUGUGUUGGUGAUGGAAUUAUGUUUUUGUUUUUCCUCUUUGCUGUGAGGGAAAAAAGAAGAGCCUUUCUUUUCUCCCUUUUAUCACUUGUGUCUUGUAUUUAUGUGGUUCAGGCUUCUGCUUCAUUUGAGAAGAACUGUGAAAAGCCGUUAGCUCUGUGCACAUUUUUAAAGUUUAACUGUUAAAAAUCUGAAAAUGAACUCUUUGACAUCACCUUUUGAAGGAUGUUUCUAUAUUUGCAUUAUUAGGAUUCUGUUUCAAAUGCACAGAAGUUGUGCAGUGUUAUACUUUUUUAUUCAGCAACAAUCACUGCUAAUUCAUGAAAAAGUGCUGAAAAUGUUUUAUUGUAUUCAAUUUUUGUCUGCCAAUAAAAUUCAUGUAGAUUAUUAAAAA